This is a messenger RNA of Ruditapes philippinarum (Manila clam), 963 nucleotides long. RefSeq lists its product as uncharacterized. The record is from RefSeq and is a predicted model, not a curated record. Bases 265 to 846 code for a protein of 193 amino acids. The transcript is spliced from 4 exons. NCBI's taxonomy places the organism in Eukaryota, Metazoa, Mollusca, Bivalvia, Venerida, Veneridae.
UCUUUCAUGAAAUUUUAAUUUUGCAUCCAUCAGCGAACCGUUAAAAAGUAGAGAAAUCUAAAACGUGUUGGUAUAUUUUUUAAACAUACGUGUAUUAGCAACGUCUACAUUUUGGAUGUCAUAUAAAAGUAAGAGACUAAUUGCUAUGUUGGAUCAAAUCGUGUCCGGUGCAACGCUCGUCUCAACCCUUCAGUUGAACGAUAGACGGGAAUAUAUUUCAAAAGAAUAAGAAAAGAAAAUCGUGUUUCGAGAAACUAAGUUGACAUGCAGCUUCUUCUUUAUGUUACAGCUAAUUUUUUAUUGGCUGUACUUGUCAAAGGCGGUGCCUUACCCGAUGCGUGUUUUGUGCGUUCCGAUCCAUCACAAGGAUUGGUGAGCAAUUACCGCAGUUACCUUAUUUCGAAGUCGAAUGAGUGGUUUCACCAAACUGAUAUCAACUUUGAUGACAUGGUAACAAAAGAUGACUUUCUAGAACUUGAAAAGAAAAUUUACAAUGAUGCCGAUAAGUUAAUCAUGAAGAUCAUGAAAGAGAGACUUCUGGAGUUAUGGAAAACAGUUUUCUUAAGUGGCAAGUCCAAAAUCUCGAAUGGUGAGUUUGUAAAGAUGAUGACACAACACUAUCAAGAACAGAACAUUGACUUCAUUGAGAAAGUACGUGAAUUUGAUUCGACAAUAUGCAAAAUAGUUGGCGUAGACAGUAUCUUGUCAUUAACAGCAGGACAGUUUACAAAUGGCCUUGCUGCAUCAGGAAUCGAUAACACGAGUGAAAAUUGGCACUAUUUUUGGAUUACAUGUAGCAGUAACAAUGACAUAAAUACGCUAUGCAAUUCAAUGGAGAAUUUUUAAUCAAAAUCGGAUUUUUCCAAAAAAUGAAUAUGAAUCAGACAUUUCAAGAAAGUGUGACGUUAAAAGUUUCAAAGGCUGCAUUGUAAACAUUCUUUGAAAUAAAUGAAAAAAGAAUCA